Messenger RNA from Lacerta agilis (Sand lizard), 2644 nucleotides. It is a transcript of the gene TECR, whose product is annotated as trans-2,3-enoyl-CoA reductase. Lineage: Eukaryota; Metazoa; Chordata; Lepidosauria; Squamata; Lacertidae. The record is from RefSeq and is a predicted model, not a curated record. Gene Ontology annotation, biological process: very long-chain fatty acid biosynthetic process. The transcript is spliced from 12 exons. Gene Ontology annotation, molecular function: oxidoreductase activity, acting on the CH-CH group of donors. The coding region runs from base 97 to 1119 and encodes 340 amino acids.
GAGAAGGUCUACAUGUAGCCAGGAGAAAAACCUGUGGUGGUGAUUCCAGCUCUUGAUUGUCCACGCCCCUGAGGAUUUCCUGCUGUGUGAAGAGGCAUGGAAGGGACUUUGAUUUUUGUCGAGGGGUGUCCACCCCUUCAAAGAAGUUUCAAUGAUAAAGGAGCCAAGCCACAUAAGAAAUCUAAAAAGGGUGUUCUUUUUUUUGAGGUGGAGAUUCUGGAUGCCAAGACCCGGGAAAAGCUGUGCUUCCUGGACAAGGUUGAGCCCAAUGCCACCGUAAUAGAGAUAAAGAACCUCUUCACUAAGUCCCAUCCUCAAUGGUAUCCAGCCCGGCAGUCACUGCGACUGGAUCCCAAGGGGAAGUCCCUAAAGGAUGAAGACAUCCUUCAGAACUUGCCGGUGGGCACCACAGCAACGCUGUAUUUUCGAGACCUGGGAGCACAAAUCAGCUGGGUGACUGUCUUCCUCACGGAGUAUGCUGGGCCCCUGCUCAUUUACUUGCUCUUCUAUUUCCGGGUGCCCUUCAUCUACGGCCAUAAGUAUGACUUCACCUCCAGCAAGUAUUCUGUUGUACACCUGGCCUGCAUCUGCCACUCUUUCCACUACGUCAAGCGCCUCAUGGAGACCCUCUUUGUCCACAGGUUCUCCCAUGGGACAAUGCCCUUACGUAACAUCUUUAAGAACUGUACUUAUUAUUGGGGUUUUGCUGCCUGGAUGGCAUACUACAUCAAUCACCCGUUGUAUACUCCACCAGCGUAUGGACAUGAACAAGUGAAACUGGCACUUAUCAUUUUUCUGUUCUGCCAGCUGGGAAACUUCUCAAUUCAUAUUGCUCUACGGAACCUGCGCCCUGCUGGUUCUAAAGCCAGGAAGAUCCCAUUUCCUACCAAGAACCCCUUCACAUGGCUUUUCUUGCUUGUCUCCUGCCCUAAUUACACCUACGAGGUGGGAUCCUGGAUUGGCUUUGCCAUUAUGACUCAGUGCCUUCCAGUGGCUCUGUUUUCCUUGGUUGGAUUCAUCCAAAUGACAAUCUGGGCAAAGGGGAAACACCGAAGUUACCUGAAGGAGUUCCGGGAUUACCCGCCACUGCGUUCCCCCAUUGUCCCUUUCCUGCUUUGAGCUGGAAGCCACUGCCUUCUUUUGUCUGGGCCGAUAGUUCUGUUUUUGUUUUUUACCUUGUGAGCAGGUGUUAUUGGAGUCUAAAAUAAGAUUUUCUCUUUCUGUGUACACUGUAAUCUGAGGGAAGCUGUAGGGAUUUCCUUCCUUUUGUAAGUAACUGUCCCUCCCUACAUAAUCUUUGACCAUAUCCCAUUCCAAAGCCUUUCUGAGGCUGGGAGCAGCCUUCCCUACAAAGCACCCAUUAAGUCAAAAGCUACAGCGAAGGGAACGAUCCAGUGUUAAAGAGAACAAAGCAAUGACUGAGCCCGAAGUCUACAGGAGCAGGUGCCGAAAGCUAAAUCUAGGCAGCUGGAGCCUGGCCUAAACGGAAUACUUUUUGCUCCACAUAAUGCUUAGGAGAGCACGUCUCUUCAGCUCUAUGGUUCAUCAAUAUAAUUUAGGAGUUAAGUCUCCUAGCUCAGCUUUGUGCAUUCUCCUUGACUAAGUGAGCCCUCAAGUGCCAAAUACUGGCAUAGCAUAAAUCUUCUGUGCUCUUUCUGGGAUGCUUCCCCAUUCUAAAAGCUAGUAGUACCUUUCUGAAGGGCAUGGGACCGAUGCAGGUGCGGCUGUCUUCAUCUCUUAACACACCCUCAGGCCCUUGCUCAAAAAAUAAGUGCCAGUUCCUGGAGGCUGAUAAGUAUGCUCUGAACAGCCAAAUUAAGUGUACUCUUAUUUUCCAAUGCAGAGAGGAUUAUGUUAAUUCUAGACACACAGGGCAGGUAGCAAGGUGCUAUAGGGAAGUGUUUGCAGAAACUGCUGCUAUAGAAGCCAAGAGGGCAGAUAAGGUGUGACUGGGGAGCAGCUGUAGCACUUCAAUACCAUCUACAGUGCAAGCCAGCACCUCCUUCCUCACCCAGUAUGCUAAGCAUGAACUGUUUGGGAUGGUAGGUUUCACCUUGAAUAGCUGGCAGAGCCUUGAAGUGAGGGUAUGAAAAACAAGGCUGCUACUUGUUUUGUUCAGUCAUGCUACAAUUUUUUUCUCGACUUUAGGCCCACUCCUGUUUGUUUUGUGUAAGUGGUAUCAGAGCUGCUUUUGGAACCUUCAGCUGCACUGAAGUUAUUUGGUGAUGGGAAAUACUUUUGAUAGCUUGUAGCUAUUUGUAGUCCCUAAAGAAGGAAGGAAAGGCUUGUAAUCUUACUUUGGGGAAAAUUCAACGUUAGAAAUUUUGACAGCCUCCCUGAGAGGAACUUACUUCUCCUUUCCUGUUUAGUCUUAAUGUCACUAAGGUUGCAAUUCUACGUACACUUAUUUGGAAGUGCGCCCCAUUUAACUCAGUGGAACUUACUUCCAAGUAAACAUGCCUAGGAUCAGGUUGAAAGUUUGCAAUAGUCUUAGUUUAUGCUGCAUGUGAGCAGUGAGAUACUGGAAACCUGCUAGGUUCCAUGGCAGCUGUUAAAAAAGAGCCACUGACUUGUUAUGGUCUGUUUCAUAUGGAACUAUCUUCCUUCUUGGAUUUACACAAAUAAAACUAAUAAAUCCCCUGGA